Suillus fuscotomentosus is the source of this 1425-nucleotide messenger RNA. RefSeq lists its product as uncharacterized. Bases 1 to 1425 code for a protein of 474 amino acids. NCBI's taxonomy places the organism in Eukaryota, Fungi, Basidiomycota, Agaricomycetes, Boletales, Suillaceae. The record is from RefSeq and is a predicted model, not a curated record. The transcript is spliced from 7 exons.
AUGUCCUCCUUGAAUGCAAACAUCGCCACUGCUAACAAGGCCUUCAGCGAUGCCGCUGACAAGAUUGAGCACCUUCUGGGCCAAGCUUGGCAAUUAGAUGCCGGCAAUCCUGAACAUCUCACUAUAGUGAUGGAGAUGGGCAGGGCUUUGACCCAGGCAAUGAUGUCUCAUGGCAGGAGUGUUACCAUCCUCUCGCCGCUAAUUUUGUCGGCUGCUGCAGAACUGCAGCAGCACAUGAAUGCAUCCAGGACCGGUCUCACCGGCACACCCGCUUGGGGAAACAUUCGAGGUGACGAUAUCCGCAUCAAAACUCACCCUUUGUUCCCUUCCAUCAGGAACUACCGGCGGAGCCCUUCGGCCUCAGCUUCUCCACCACGCCUGGGCCCAUCUCAGCUCAGGAAGCAGCUUGCGAUGGAGGAGCCUGAGGAAUGCGGUGCUCGGAGCCGCAGCCGCCCAGCCAUGUCCAAGCGGCAGCAGCAGAAGUCAAAGGCCAUCAUUACCAGUGACGAUGAACUUGAAGAAGAGGAACCAGCGAGUCCGGUUAUCACAGAAGACGCUGUGGAGCUGCCGAGGAAGAUCACCGCCGCACCUGUUGCCAAGCCGAUGACUUCAGGUCCAGAUCUCAUGGAGGAUGAGUUUGCCAAUUUGACGGCAGAAGUUUGGGCUCUCCGCUGCGGCCUAUCACAAGGACCACGGCAGAAAGUUGCGCGUGUGUGCGCUUUGCAGCCGCCUGAAGAUUUGAUGCGGAGGCAAGGGCUCCGAGGCGCCGAAAAUGAAGCCGAAGUCGGUGAUGGCACGGUGCACAUGCUCCCAAUCUUGGCGCCAUUGCUCGCCACCACCUGGUACAUCUCAUUUUUUACAACCCCAGCUGCUUUUGUUGCUCCGGCAGCCAGCCAGGAGCAGCCACCUCCCCCGCAAGUUGAGAUCCGGGCUGAGCCAGCCCCUCCCAGCAUCCCUAAUCAGGAGAUGCAGGAUCUCCGCGACGAGGUUGCCGGCCUUUGGGCCACCAUUGAAACCUUGCUGCAGCAAGUUGCCAAUGGCGACCGGCAAUUUCGGGAGAGUUUGGCAGCACAGGACCGACAUGCCGAUCUGCUGGAAGCUGAGUUAGAAGUCCUCUGCCGACUUGUCGUGUUGGCAACCGCUCAGCCUGCUGCUGGCACUGACCCCCUCGAUGUGCCGCCUGGUGAGCAAGCACCUCCGGCACUAACCACUCAGCCUCCCCCCGACACUCCAGCUGGUGAUAUGCAGCUGGGCACUGAACCUUCGUUGGCGCCCACUGAGGACACAUCUAUCCCGUUGGGCGCCACACCUGCCGGUACCUCCAUCGAGGCCAAUGUUGAACUGCCCACUGGUCCGGCGAUGCCUCACGCUGAGAUUGCUUGUUUGCCGGUAGCCAUGAAGGCCACCGAUGACGCCAUUAUGUAA